AUGUCAGCCCUGCACAACGCCAGCUGCUGCGUGACCGAUCAAGGGUACCAGUGCGUGGUGGAGCUGCUGAAACGAGGCGCGAACGUGAAUCAGCUUGACGCGGACAACUGGACUCCCCUCCACUUCGCUGCAAGAUUCAACAACGUGAGCACGCUGCUUAAGCUGCUCGAGUACAACGCGGACCCCAACAGAGCAGACAGAGACCGGUGGACGCCCCUGCACAACUCAGCGAGGAACGGGAGGAACAGAUGCGUGCAAGAGCUGAUCGACCACGGAGCUGAUCUGUUCCUCACGACGAGGUAUGGGGAGACGGCUCUUCACAUAGCUUGCAGGAAGGGCAAGUCAAAGGUUGUGGAGAAGAUCAUGAACAGCAUAGAGAAGCUGGGGACAGGCAAGCUGACGAACCUGCUGAUGUGUCAAGACGUGGAGGGCAGGACAGCAGAGGAUGUUGCAUCGUCGGAAUACAUCCGCUCGCUCCUCCGUCGAGAAACAAGGAGAGGAAGCUCCUACGAUUUCGUGCCCGAACUGACCAAGUCGCCCUCGUUCGAAGGGACUCGAGUGAAGAAGAAAAAAGGAUCAGCAGCCUGUACGAUUCUUUGACCUGUCUGUUUAUAUUCAUCUCGCACUCUCUCAUGCCAGAUGCCUUUCGGCCUCUUUCCUUCUUGUUUGCAAGUGUAAUGUUUCUCA
Messenger RNA from Guillardia theta CCMP2712, 687 nucleotides. RefSeq lists its product as hypothetical. Gene Ontology annotation, molecular function: protein binding. NCBI's taxonomy places the organism in Eukaryota, Cryptophyceae, Pyrenomonadales, Geminigeraceae. Gene Ontology annotation, cellular component: cytoplasm; nucleus. The record is from RefSeq and is a predicted model, not a curated record. The transcript has 4 exons. Bases 1 to 600 code for a protein of 199 amino acids.